This is a messenger RNA of Amphibalanus amphitrite, 1107 nucleotides long. RefSeq names its product neuropeptide FF receptor 1-like. Gene Ontology annotation, biological process: G protein-coupled receptor signaling pathway. The record is from RefSeq and is a predicted model, not a curated record. Gene Ontology annotation, molecular function: peptide binding; G protein-coupled receptor activity. NCBI's taxonomy places the organism in Eukaryota, Metazoa, Arthropoda, Thecostraca, Balanomorpha, Balanidae. The coding region runs from base 1 to 1107 and encodes 368 amino acids. The transcript is spliced from 2 exons. Gene Ontology annotation, cellular component: membrane.
AUGAUGGACACCUACGAGACGGUGGUGUGCGUGCUGUCGCUGCUGAACGGCGUGGUGGCCGUCGUCGGCAACACUCUGUUCAUCGUGACCUUCUGCCGGCGGCGCGAGCUGCUCAGCCCGAUGCACGCCUACCUGGUCUCCAUCAGCGCCGCCUCGCUGGUGGUCGGCAUCAUCGUCCUCACCGGCGUCAGCUACUUCAGCCGACCCUACCACCUGGGCUUCAGCUCGCCGCAGGCCUGCCUCUACCAGUGGGUCAAGUCCUGGAUCAUCACCGCGGCCUCGGUCAGCAUCAUCUACUGCCUGCUGGCGGUGGCAGUUGAGCGGUACCGGACGUGUGUGGGCGCGCCGGCGCGCGGCGCCUCUCUGACCAGCACCGUGCUGCUGAUCGCGCUCAUCUGGGCCGGAGCGCUCACCUACACGGGCGCCACCAAGUACAUGACGUUCCAGAGCCUCGAGUCCUUCGCCGUGGUGAUCGAUAAUGGUGACAGCCUGAACGGCAGCGCCCCGGAGGUGGGCCCCGUGCAGCUGAAACUCUGCCACUACUGUCGCAGUUCUGCCGACCGCGUGUGGCGCGCGCACGUCGUCUACUUCUCGCUAGGAUACGUGGUGCCACUGGCCGCCAUGACCUUCCUAUACGCCAGCGUGAUCCGGCGCCUGCUCCGCAACCUGCGCCGUGAUCGCAACAACAGCACCGAGCGCGCCAAACUGCGCGCCAUCCAGGGCAUGGUGGUGAACGUGUGCGUGUUCGCCGUCAGCUGGGUGCCGUUCUUCGCCGUGCAAAUGCUGGCGCCGCUGCUCACACCGCGAAUGACCCCCGGGGGUGGUGCCGAGCUCCUUCCGCCGCGCACCCGGCUCGUACUGGACGCCUUCACGCUGUUCGGCACGGCCAACUCUUGGGUGCACGUGCUCGUCUAUCUGCGCUACAGUUCGCAGUUUUCCACGGCAGUCAGAGAAAUGGCGGUGGAGGGCGCGCAGACCGCGCGGAGACAGUCCGUGCGCGUGGUGCACCGGUUCCACCGUCGCUCGCGGCAGUCUCGCUCGUCGUCGACGCGUCAGACUCGUCUGAGCGUCGAAACGUCGCACUCGCGCACCACGCCUCUAACGUGA